AUGUGGAAUCCCCACGCGGACUCUUCUUUUUUUGUAGAACGCAAUCACUUUACCAUUUUCUUUUUCAUUGCGUUUUGUUUUUGUGAGAGAAUGGGUUCUUCUGCUCUUCCAGUUGAAUCUUCUUCUUCUUCUUCUUCUCCCAACUUUCUCUAUUACUACGAUUAUGAUGUGUUUUUUAGUUUCAGAGGAGAAGACACUCGCUCCAGUUUCAUCAGUCAUCUUCAUAUGGCCUUGCGUCUAAAGGGAGUCAACGUCUUCAUAGACGACAAACUCAAAAGGGGUGACCAAAUCUCUGAGUCUCUUCUCAAAUCUAUAGAGCGAUCUAGACUUUCACUCGUUAUUUUCUCUAAAAAUUAUGCAUCUUCAACUUGGUGUUUGGAUGAACUGGUGAAAAUAAUUGAGUAUAAAAAAUCCAAAAGUCAAGCGGUUUUGCCGGUGUUCUACAAGGUGGAUCCGUCCGAGGUUCGAAAACAAACCGGUGGGUUUGGGGAAGCAUUAGCCAAACAUGAAGCUAAUAAGUUAUUGACCAACAAGAUUCAACCAUGGAAGGAAGCUUUGACUUUUGCUGCUGGUUUGUCUGGUUGGGAUCUAGCAAAUUGCAAGGAUGAGGCUGAACUUAUCCAAGAAAUUGUUAAACGAGUGUUGUCUGUAUUAAAUCCAAUGCAAUUACUACAUGUAGCCAAGCAUCCAGUUGGAAUUGAUUUUCGAUUAAGGAAAAUUGAGGAGUUGGUCUCUCAUAUUGGGUCCGAGGGUGUUAACAUGGUGGGGAUGUAUGGCAUUGGAGGCAUUGGUAAGACCACUUUAGCUAAGGCUUUGUACAACAAAAUUGCUAACCAAUUUGAAGGAUGUUGCUUUCUACAAGAUGUUAGACGAGAAGCUUCAAAGCAUGGGCUCGUUAAACUACAAGAAACCUUACUCAAUGACAUCUUAAAGGAGGAUUUGAAGGUUGUCAGCCGUGAUAGAGGAAUUAACAUCAUAAGGAGUAGACUGUGUUCAAAGAAAGUUCUUAUAGUUCUUGAUGAUGUGGAUGAUCGUGAGCAAUUAGAAGCACUGGUUGGUGGUCGUGAUUGGUUUGGUCGAGGUAGCAAAAUCAUUGUGACGACAAGGAAUGAGCAUUUACUUUUUAGCCAUGGAUUUGAUGAUCAAAAGCAUAAAAUUCAAGAAUUGAAUCAAGAUCAUGCUCUUGAACUUUUUAGUUGGCACGCUUUUAAGAAAAGCCAUCCAUCAAGUAAUUAUCUAGGCCUUUCAGAACGUGCUACAAAUUAUUGUAAAGGUCUAUCUUUGGCACUCGUUGUUUUGGGUUCUUUCCUUCGUGGCAGAGAUCAAGCAGAAUGGAACUGUAUAUUAGAUGAAUUUGAAACCUCUUUGAGAAAAGAUAUUAAAGAUGUUCUUCAAUUAAGUUUUGAUGGACUUGAAGACAAAGCAAAGGAUAUUUUCCUUGAUAUUUCUUGUUUACUUGUGGGAGAAGAAUACAAUUGUGCUAAAAAAAUGUUGAGUGCAUGCCAUUUGAACAUAGAUUUUGGAAUUAUGAUACUCGUGGAUCUUUCACUUGUUACUAUUGAAACGGAUAGAGUGCAAAUGCAUGAGUUAAUACAACAAAUGGGUCGUAGCAUAGUUCAUAAUGAAUCAUCUGAGCCUGGAAAGAGGAGUAGGUUGUGGUUGGUGCAGGACAUUUGGGAGGUGUUUGUUAAUAAUUCAGGAACAGAUGCAGUUAAAGCCAUAAAGUUGGACUUGCCUAAUCCCACAAAGCUAAAUGUAGAUCCACAAGCAUUUAGAAGCAUGAAAAAUUUGAGAUUGCUUAUCAUUCGAAAUGCACAAUUUUGUAGAAAGAUUAAGUACCUACCUAAUAGCUUAAAGUGGAUUGAGUGGCGUGGAUUUGCUCAUCGAUCUUUGCCGUCAUGCUUCAUUACCAAAAAUCUUGUUGGACUUGAUUUGCGACAUAGCUCCAUCAAAAGAUUUGGGAAAAGGCUCGAGGGUUGUGAAAGGUUGAAGCAUGUUGAUCUUAGCUACUCUACUUUAUUAGAGCAAAUUAAUGAUUUCUCUCCGGCAUCAAAUCUUGAAGAAUUGCAUCUCAUCAAUUGCACAAAUUUAGGAAUGAUAGAUAAGUCUGUUUUUUCUCUCUAUAAGCUUAGUGUCCUAAACCUUGAUGGUUGUUGUAACCUUCAAAAGCUUCCAAGAGGCUAUUUCAUGUUAAGUUCUCUUAAAGAAUUGAAUCUCUGUUACUGCAAAAAGCUUGAAAAAAUUCCAGACUUAUCUGCAGCAUCAAACCUUAAGAGAUUGUAUCUCCAAGAAUGCACAAAUUUAAGAGUGAUUCAUGAAUCUGUUGGAUCUUUGGAUAAGCUUAAUCAUCUGGACCUUAGACAAUGCACUAAACUGGUAAAGCUUCCAAGCUAUCUCAGGUUAAAGUCUCUUUCCAAUUUAUUACUUUCUGGGUGUUGUAAGCUUGAAAGCUUCCCAACAAUUGCUGAAAACAUGAAAUCUUUAAGGGAAUUGGAUAUGGAUUUUACUGCCAUAAAGGAGUUACCUUCAUCAAUUGGAUAUCUUACUAACCUUUCUAUAUUAAAACUUAACGGUUGCACAAACCUCAUCUCCCUUCCCAAUACAAUUUAUUUGUUAAGGAAUCUUGAGAAUCUUCUUCUUAGUGGCUGUUCUAUAUUUGGAAUGUUUCCCCAUACAUGGGACCCAACCAUCCCAACCAUCCAACAAGUAUGCUCUCCUUCAAAAAUGAUGGAAACAGCUUCCUGGAGCUUAGAAUUUCCCCAUUUACUAGUACCAAAUGAAAGUUUAUGUGCCCAUUUCACUUUGUUGGAUCUUGAAUCUUGCAACAUAUCAAAUGCAAAAUUUUUAGAAUUAUUAUGUGAUGUUGCCCCUUUCUUAUCUGAUCUACGCUUGUCUGAAAACAAAUUCUCUAGUUUACCCUCAUGUCUCCACAAGUUCAUGUCCUUGUGGAAUCUUGAAUUAAGGAAUUGCAAGUUUCUUCAAGAAAUUCCAAACCUUCCUGAGAAUAUACAAAAAAUGGAUGCCAGUGGUUGUGAAUCGUUGGCUCGAAAUCCAGAUAACAUUGUGGAUAUAAUAUCAAAAAAACAGGACCUCACAUUGGGUGAGAUUUCAAGAGAGUUUUUAUUAACGGGGAUUGAGAUUCCAGAAUGGUUCAGCUAUAAGACUACAUCCAAUUUAGUGACAGCUAGCUUUCGUCACUAUCCAGACAUGGAAAGAACUUUGGCUGCCUGUGUUAGUUUCAAAGUGAAUGGAGAUUCAUCUAAAAGAGGAGCCCAAAUUUCAUGUAGUAUAUUCAUCUGCAGUAAACUCCAUUCUUCAUUUUCAAGACCAUUUCUUCCAUCAAAAUCAGAAUAUAUGUGGUUAGUAACAACUUCUCUAGCGUGGGGUUCCAUGGAGGUGAAUGAUUGGAAUAAAGUUUUGGUCUGGUUUGAGGUUCAUGAAGCACAUAGUGAGGUUAAUGCAACUAUAACAAGGUGUGGUGUUCAUGUCACUGAAGAGCUCCAUGGGAUACAAAUGGAUGUCAAGUGGCCGAUGGUAAAUUAUGCUGAUUUUUAUCAACUGGAGAAAUUGCAAAGUCUGGAUAUUGAGGAUCUUCUUCUCAAAAGCUUUUUAGAAACAGUCUCUUGCCUGUCAAAUUCCAAAGCAGCAAUGUUACAUGCAGGAAAUUAUGAUCCAGAAGCAAUAAUUGAUUCCAACAUACAACCUAUGAUAUUUCCAUUGCACGUAACAAAUAAUGAUGGCACAUAUAUAUGUGGAGGCAUGGGAGGCACUGCACUUGCCAACUCUUUAUGCAAUAAAUUUAAAGGGAUGGAGGGCCAAUGCGGUGAAGCUUUAGAUAAUUCUACAAGCUUUUUCCAUAUCAAAAGAAGACAACUCCUGAGCUAUUCCUGGUCGCCGGCGGUCCACCAUCGUAAGUGUGGAGAUGGUGAAAGAGGAACGAAUAUCACAACCCACACAAUAUCCUCCAAACGCUAUUUGAUACUCCUUCGUGAAGCCAAGAGCUAUCAGGAUGUACAUGACUGGUUUUAUACACAUUGUUGGAUAAAAGCUUCAUAUUGCAGUUAUGACGGAAGAGGUGAUGGUGUGAUUCUGAUUGAAGGGGUUGAUACAUCCUUGCUCUGAAGCUCUCAAUUUUUAGUAAAAAUUUACAUUUAAAUGUCCUUUUAGUCUGUUUGGUACUUGUAUUAAUUUAAACUCUAUGAUAAUUAACAUCAAUUUAAACGCUCAAUAACUUUUGUAAGUGUACGUAUCAAUUGAACACUCUAUUCUUAUUUAAUUUAGAUUUUGUUCAAAAA
Messenger RNA from Cucumis melo (muskmelon), 4295 nucleotides. Its product is annotated as disease resistance protein RUN1-like. NCBI's taxonomy places the organism in Eukaryota, Viridiplantae, Streptophyta, Magnoliopsida, Cucurbitales, Cucurbitaceae. Gene Ontology annotation, molecular function: ADP binding. The transcript has 6 exons. Gene Ontology annotation, biological process: signal transduction; defense response. The record is from RefSeq and is a predicted model, not a curated record. Bases 1 to 4122 code for a protein of 1373 amino acids.